Messenger RNA from Dermacentor albipictus, 3554 nucleotides. The record is from RefSeq and is a predicted model, not a curated record. Lineage: Eukaryota; Metazoa; Arthropoda; Arachnida; Ixodida; Ixodidae.
GACAUGCCCUUUCUGCGCCAGAUCUUAAUAUACCUCAGCAACACAGGCAGUGGCCCAUGCGAGCCUCGACAAAUCUCGCUGAACCUGACGCACCACUCUUGCACUGGAGUUCGGAGACUGAGCGCCACGUCUAGAACAGACCGAGCAACGAAGGGUACGGUGGCACCAACGAUCUGCUCGAACGCUCGGAACCACAAAUCCACGGUGGGAACGACAUAUCAAUAUGCAAGGAGAUGGUGAUCAAGUACACGCAGUCUUCGAAGAUGAUGCACCCAUACAAGCGAAAUCAUUGUCAAGGACGCAGGGCCCAGACAGUUCACGGGAGAGAAACGUAAGCGGCGCCUCCAAUGCACUGGAUGACGGUGCGCUUUCUCCGCAGCAGGCGACAGAGGAUGACGCCUCGGACGCCACUGCGAAUGGACGAAUGCAUAUCGCAGGCCUGAGUUUGGAACGCUUGGUUGGCGCACAUACACGAAGGAUGAUGCUCGGCCAGCAAAACGAAGCAAGCAUAAGAGUGCGCGCUCUUCCAGACCUCAAAGUCUUGGAUGAAAGGCCCUGCCGCCUUAAGCUAAUGCUUGCCGAUGACGAAGCCGGAGUGCCGGAAGGAACACGGAUUCGGAUGGCCUGAUUGUUCUGCCAGAUUCUUGCUUCACUACAACAUUGUGAUGACAAUCGAACUUGUGACAACAAAAGACGAGAAGAUGCCGACAAGCGACGAACAAACAGGGCCCAUGACAGGACCUCGAACAUCAAGAUUGGAAUUUCAAGCACCUGAUCAUCUUGCCGAAUGGGAAACGUUCACAAGGGCACUCCUGGCCAGUCACGUUUGUAUUCACCGCUUGUGCCUGUUCAUCUCGGCAGUCUCCGGGUCACCCAGACACUUCUACCGGGGCUUCAGUUUGCGAGACGGGAUCGCAGUGAUCGACGUUGAAGUCUCUGCAUUUCGCAACCCGUGCACAGACUUUGUGUUGCCAUAUUUGCGGAAUCUAUGUCGACUAAGAAUGAUUCAACAAGCUGAUAUAUGCCUUCAAGACAUAUCGCUGCUAAACUGGGACCUCCGAGAAGAAGAGGUGUUCCGUGAAUUGCUCCGGAUGGAUGCUCGUCUCGAUUUGGACGCUAACAACAGAAACCUCGUACGAAUGUUGGACGCUAUCAGAGGCAUGCCCUUUCUGCGCCAGCUCAUGUUGUACCUCAGCAACACUGGCACUGGACCUUGCGAGCCUCAAGAAAUCUCGCUGAACCUGACGCACCACUUUGUCACUGACGUUCGGAGGCUGAGGUACCAGGUCGACGACAGCUACGCCCACUUCCUGCACUGCCAGUGCGCCCACAAUCGCGGCGUACGCACAACGACCUGUCUUGAGACAGGCAUAAUACCGACACUCUGCGCCCGUCGCGAGCUGACAUGCUCCACAGGUGACUUGGUGCCGUGCAUAGUUAGCGUUACGCACCCUGAAAUGUACGGUACUUAUGUUAUUUAUGUGCGUUCCACAGUUUGCAUGCGUGACGAAGAUUAGCACCGGUAUAUUUGAGAAUUAGAAGAGGGUUUAGACGGAUUGCAAAAAAUAUUGCAAGAUUAUCGGCAAUUUCUGACAAGCGUAAAGCACGCCAUUCUCGUCGUUGUAUGACAGUGACACCUGAUCUAAGAAUCUCAGCGACCUGAUGUUUGUUGCUAGUGGGCAUCUUUUAUACACUGACAAACGUACGUUCCUCUUGCGGAAAAGGCAUGCGAAAUUGUAGGGACACUAUCCACAUAUUGAAAUACAUUUUACUUUGUCAGAGAGCUAACAAUGUUAUCGAAUUAAGUGGCGCCGCUUACGUGAAGCAAACGUGAGCCUAAGGCAACAGACAAUAAUCAUUGGAUACGAAACGAAAGCACUUGCAAAUGUAUGCCGUCGGGUUAUGUGUAAGUGUAUUUCCGCAGGUCCGUUGAUGCAGUGACGGGUUUGUUUAAAGCGAAACUGCGUCUAGGAAAGUCAGAAUGUUUUGAAAUGCUGUAAGAGCUGAUGUAAAAUUAUGAAAUCUAAACACAGAAGCGUCUUUAGAGGAGCAAUUAAGGUCCUUUCAUGUGAAGAGUGCCGAAGGCUUCUUUAUAGACAACGAGAAAGUAGUCGUAUUUUAACACUCGCAUGGCUGCGAUUUCCACCUCACUGAGGCCGCAUUUCGACCGUAUAGUGAAGAGACUACGCUGUAAUGAAGGGUCGCUGGUGUUGCCAUACGACAGAGAAAAUGAGCGAAUCACACGCCAGACAAUGGACAUUAACCAAAACCUUACUCGUAAAGGUAUUAGGCUAAAAUACCUCCAAUAUGCUAGCUUGACGUCACAAUGAUGUUUCUCGUGUGAGUGACGCUAACUAAAGCAGCUACACGGACAUUUGAAUCAAGACAUUGAGCGCUCCAGCCAGUUUGCAUAUACGCAUAAACAGGUUGUCCCAGUUAACUUCGACCGAGAUUUUAAAAAUACCCUAAAGCUCUAGAGAAAUUGUACCGACUGCAUAGUAGCCGUAGUCGUAUGUGCUCACGGCCAGCAUUUUUUAUCCCGAAGUAUUACGUAAUAAUUAACUUUUAACGAUUGAACGUUUUAACUAUUGCUUGAAUCGCAGAUAUAAAAAAUACAAUGUUGUAGGGCACCUUAAACAACCUCCGAAUCAAGCAUGUGUUUCGUGAUGAAGUGGUCCUGGUUAGUUUUUCCAAGAAACAAGAAAAGCCUGCAAGCUACGCGAAACACGAAAUACAUGAGCACAGGGAAAACGUCUCUAUUACGAAUGAAGCUAAGGAUUCUGUUCGUAGUGUACGUAAAAUAUAAAAAGUCGACAUAUUACAGGAUGAUGUCAUUUCUCAAGGCGCACAUAAACAUGCAGCUUCAAACGAACGGUUGCGUGAAGUUAUCAUUGCUAAUGUACAUUGAAUUCACGAAACUCCUUCUUUUUUUAGUGCGGAAAAUAUUUCUCAUCUAGAAAGCAACACGUUCUUAAUAAUCAGUUUGUUUGCUGCUCUUUCGCUUGGGCAUGCAACACUGAUAAGGUUAGAGUAGGCCUAACCACCGCGGUUGCUUGGUGGCUGUUCGGUUGGGUGCUACUAAGAACGACGUCGCGGGUUGGAAUCGCGGUCACGUUGGCCGCAUUUCGAUGGCGGCGAAAUGCGAAAACUUCCGUGUGCUUAGAUUUAGGUGUACUUAAAGAACCCCAGGAGGUCGAAAGUUCGCCAGUCCUUCACUAAGGCGUGCCUCAUCAUGAGAUCAUAGUUUUGGCACAUAAAACACGAAGGGCCUUGAAAAGCACAAGUACAUUUGCAGAAACGUUGUUUACCGCUUAUACCUUGCUCUCGUUUUCCUCCUCAGCUAUUGCAAGCAGUAUUUUGUGCUGUCCCAACAAUAUGUUGCAGAUUGCAUUUAAAUGAGAAGUGCUUAUGUUGGCUAUCUGUGGAGUGUAAAACUGUGAUGUAAACAAGACGAACGAAUCCUGUGCAUUUCGUGAUGUUGUAAAUGUGUUCUGCAACACCUUCCGAAAAUUUGUGCUUUAUGUUUUCGCAAAUAAAAGCUUUGCCUCACGACA